Rodentolepis nana is the source of this 261-nucleotide messenger RNA. The record is from the annotation of a GenBank genome assembly. Lineage: Eukaryota; Metazoa; Platyhelminthes; Cestoda; Cyclophyllidea; Hymenolepididae.
AUGCAUCACUCAACUAGUGAAUAAAAGCAGAAGUACUUCAAUCUCUUGGAAGAACUACGCAUUCGCAAUGUAAGAACCCUUGACGAGGUUUCGUAUAAAUUCAAUGCUUACGGAACCAUCUUCAUGAAUUCAUCAAUCGGUGUUCAAUGGGGUGAGGUUGCUAGGCAGCAGAUACGGGCAUUGAAUAAUGAGCGAUUGGCAAAGGAGAAGACUAAUGCCUACUUGCGAAACCUCAGUGAAUUGCAACAUUAUGCCAUCUGA